AUGUUGGACCUCGGUCUCACCAGCAAGACCUACAACAGACUCUACUGUCAAAGUAUUGCCAGGGAUAACGGUGGUACUGUCGAUGUGACUGAUAGUGAUCUUAUUGUAGUCAUAUCGUCUACUGCCGUAAUGUGCUUUGGAUCAGAAGGUCAAGUAUUUGCUGCAUCAGCAAUCAGGGGUGUGCGUUUUCUUCAAAUUCUUCGUAUGUUGCACAUAGACAGACAAGGAGGAACAUGGAGACUUCUUGGUUCAGUAGUAUUUAUUCAUCGGCAGGAGCUGAUAACCACAUUAUACAUUGGCUUCCUGGGGCUCAUAUUUACCUCUUAUUUUGUAUAUCUUGCUGAGAAGGAUCAUAUAGAUGCUAAGGGCAUUUGUCAAUUUGAGACUUAUGCUGAUGCUCUAUGGUGGGGUGUGGUAACUGUGACAACCAUUGGCUAUGGAGACAAAGUGCCCAAUACCUGGUUGGGCAAGAUGAUAGCUUCCUGUUUCUCAAUAUUUGCAAUAUCUUUCUUCGCUUUACCGGCGGGUAUUCUAGGUUCAGGGUUUGCUUUGAAGGUACAACACAAGCAGAGGCAAAAACAUUUCAGUCGUCAAAUUCCUGCAGCUGCUACCCUUAUUCAGUGUGCCUGGAGAUUAUAUGCCUCAAAUCAAGAGGGUUUCAAAUCAGAAGCAACAUGGAAAAUCCACUUAGCGCCCUCUACGCCCAACCUGCAACAAUCCGUGCCUAACCAACUAUCAGGGGUGGUGAACUCAGUCAAACCUCACCUCGCAUUGAAGCGACGUAAGAGCUCCAAGCUGAGCCUGAAGGAGGCCCUCCUACCAACGACGCUCCUGGAGCUGUGUGAGCAACCAGCAGCCAAUCAAAAUGCAGCUAAUUCAAAUACCUCACCACCAGCGGAUAAGAUAUCUCCGUUGAUGGGCGGGGUUGCUUGUAACUUGGCUGGGUCAGUGGCAGUGGCCGCAGCAGGAGCCGGUGGUGAUAUGGUGUGCUAUAUGGAAGAACCCACAGCAGGAAACCCUAACAGAAAGAGAGCAGUGGAGCUAUCGGUAUCAGACAGCUCACAGAGAACAAUGAGAAUGGGAGAUAUUGUUUGCCUUGAUCCUCAUGAUGAAAGUGAUACUUACAGCCUUCCCUAUGUGCCUGAAACAAUAACCACACUCACAGAUGCCCAUAAAAAUGCAAUUCGUGCAAUAAGAAAAAUUAGGUAUUAUGUUGCAAGAAGAAAAUUCCAGCAAGCAAGGAAACCAUAUGAUGUUCGUGAUGUAAUAGAGCAGUACUCAGCGGGCCAUUUAAACAUGAUGGUCCGUAUUAAAGAGCUUCAAAGAAGAAUUGAUACUACGCUAGGAAAACCUGCAUCUAUGCAUUUAGGAGACAGGAAGCGGCAAACGGUUGUUGCUAGAGUCGCAGUCGUUGAACAAAAUAUGCAAUUGAUGGACCGUAAGCUCGACAAGUGCAUGCUACUUCUAAAUAUUCUGGUGGACCGAACCACACCCCAACCCGUGAGGAGACCAAAGCCUUCCAGCAAAACCACAUCCUCAUCCUCCUCAUCGGAAGAUGAUGAAGAGGAAGAUAGCUCUAGACAGGCUGCCAGUGGAAGUACUGAUACGUAAAGGAAAACGCCUUUAGGAUCACAAGCAGUGUCAA
Messenger RNA from Strongylocentrotus purpuratus (purple sea urchin), 1645 nucleotides. Its product is annotated as potassium voltage-gated channel subfamily KQT member 1-like. Gene Ontology annotation, molecular function: voltage-gated potassium channel activity. The transcript is spliced from 13 exons. The coding region runs from base 1 to 1611 and encodes 536 amino acids. Gene Ontology annotation, cellular component: membrane. The record is from RefSeq and is a predicted model, not a curated record. Lineage: Eukaryota; Metazoa; Echinodermata; Echinoidea; Camarodonta; Strongylocentrotidae. Gene Ontology annotation, biological process: potassium ion transmembrane transport.